AUGCCUCCUCCACCCGACUCACCUCCCCCCAUCCCUCCACCGGUCCCCGUCGAAACCCACCCCAACCGAACAAGCAGCUUAAAGCCACCGUCACACCUCCGAACCCUCCCAGAUCCCACUCGACUGGCUCCGGAAGAUGCAUAUCUGUCAUCGGCUCAUCUAAGAGGUCGAGCUGCGACGGCAAGCUACGAUGACUCGCUCCGAGCGCUGAGCAGCAACGCCGCGGGGUUGCGACCGCCGCCCGCCUUCUCCGACGCGGACCGAAAGGAGGCGCGCAAACGGAGAGGAGCGAGCCGACGGAGACGGCGAAAGGGCGCGUGGAAGAAGCUUCUCUGGGUGAAACAGUCAUAUCCGGACAACUACACCGACACCGAAACCUUCCUGGACCAUCUCCAGCGGAACCCGCGCGUGCGGCCCUAUGACUUCUGGCCUCUUGUGGCGGACUCGACGGUGAUCGUGCAGCAUGUCUGCUCGGUGGCGAUCUUUGUCUGCUGCUUUGUGGGCAUCGUCAAGGGACGGGUGAGCCCUGUCUCGGUCGUCUGCUGGGGCAGUGUAGGGACGGCGGUGGGCUGGAUUCUGUGGGACUCUUGGGUCUGGAGAGAGCACCACGCGGAAACAUCGCGGAAUGCGGAGCGCGCUACGGAGGGAGACGAUGGCUCGAGCUCCAGCUCGGUCUCCAGCUCGGUGCAUCCGUCCUCGUCUGGACCUGGCCCGCUGAGCGGACCGAGACCUAGCCCGGGUCAGGGUCAUGGCCAGGUGCACGGGCUAGGGUUGACCAUGGCUCCCAAUGAGUCCGGUGAGCUGCUUCGGCGACGAAGCACGGGGUUCGGCGGAGACACCUACGGCUUGGCUGACCCCGGCGCAUCAUUGAGUCAAGCCAACGGUGCUCCCGGCGGUGGUGGUGUGCAUCCCGGGUACCUGGCGCAGGAGAAUGAUGAGACGGCCGUGUUCUCCUCGCGCAACCGCCAACGACUCUCGACGGUCAAGUCGGCGUUUCUGAUCUACUUUUCGCUGCUGGGGCUGAGUCCGAUCCUGAAAUCCCUCACCAAGUCUACGGCUAGCGACUCGAUCUGGGCCAUGAGUUGCUGGUUGUUGAUCAUGAACAUAUUUUCAUUUGACUACGGAAGCGGCGAGGGCGCCGGCGCCACCAAGUUUCCUGCUUCAUUGUCUACCAACGCGGCCGUGAUGGCGUCGACGGUGCUCGCGUCCCGCCUGCCCUCGACGACCCAUGUCUUCAGCCUGAUGCUGUUUUCCAUCGAAGUAUUUGGACUGUUCCCCAUUUUUCGCCGACAGCUGCGUCAUUUCUCCUGGACGGGACAUGUGCUCUUGACGCUGGCGUUGGUCAUGGUGGCCGGCGGUGCGGUCGGGAUGACUUUGCGUGGAGGAUGGACCGCUGCCGUGGUCGGAUCGAUCUUGGGGAGUAUCUUGACGGCCUUCGCGAUGGGAGGAUGCAGCUGGUGGUUGAUCAGUCUUCAGAAGUACAAGAAUGUGGUGACAGGCCCCUGGGACCCAGCACGGCCGAUCAUCCGACGACAAUGGGACUAG
Messenger RNA from Aspergillus clavatus NRRL 1, 1545 nucleotides. It is a transcript of the gene pigc, whose product is annotated as phosphatidylinositol N-acetylglucosaminyltransferase. NCBI's taxonomy places the organism in Eukaryota, Fungi, Ascomycota, Eurotiomycetes, Eurotiales, Aspergillaceae. The coding region runs from base 1 to 1545 and encodes 514 amino acids. Gene Ontology annotation, cellular component: glycosylphosphatidylinositol-N-acetylglucosaminyltransferase (GPI-GnT) complex; membrane. Gene Ontology annotation, biological process: GPI anchor biosynthetic process. The record is from RefSeq and is a predicted model, not a curated record. The transcript is spliced from 2 exons.